Messenger RNA from Trypanosoma conorhini, 666 nucleotides. Its product is annotated as COP9 signalosome complex subunit 7, variant. The transcript has a single exon. The record is from RefSeq and is a predicted model, not a curated record. Bases 1 to 666 code for a protein of 221 amino acids. Lineage: Eukaryota; Euglenozoa; Kinetoplastea; Trypanosomatida; Trypanosomatidae. Gene Ontology annotation, cellular component: COP9 signalosome.
AUGGGUCCACUUCCGCGUUUCCUUUCUGCUUUUUCUGGGGCGGCAGAAAUAGUGCGGCCCAGUUUGCAGCUAGACGGUGACUGGACAAUGUGUACUAUGCAGGAGUAUGUCCAGCUUAUCGGUGAUGCCGUGAGUGACGCUGACGCCGCCAGGUUGGCCGAGGAGGCCAUUAACGCACCCUUGCUUUUCUUCUACGGCUCCCUCUUGGAGCUUCCCUCGGUGCAGAAUUUCCGUAGCAAUCCCCUGUUUGCGUGGAUCCCACAAGUGCUGGAGGUCCUGUGCUACGGGGUGGUGGAUGAGCUGCGUCGUCUCCCUGAUGCAGUGCAGGCCCACCUGACGCCGUUGCUGUACCAAAAAAUGAAUAAGUUGUCCGUCCUCUCCCUCUGCGGCCGCGAUGACAUGAGUGGUGGUCUCCGCAUCCGAGCGGUGCAGGAGACCAUCGGCGCCGCCGUGCCCUCCGAGGCGGAAGCGUUGCUUAUUGACAUGAUGUCUGACGGGCUGUUGCGUGGCCGCAUUGACCAACGCGGCGGGGUGGUGGUUCUGCAGCAGUUCGAGGCGCGGGAGGUGCGGCUCGAGGACGUUGCGAAGCUGCGGGAAAAGCUGGAGGCGUGGUGCCGCAGCUGCGAUGCGCAGCUUGAGAUGCUGCUGAAGGUGAUGGAGGCGUGA